Molecule: messenger RNA, 757 nt
Organism: Diachasma alloeum
Lineage: Eukaryota; Metazoa; Arthropoda; Insecta; Hymenoptera; Braconidae
Product: mitochondrial fission process protein 1
Exons: 3
Coding region: 115-600 (161 amino acids)
Biological process (GO): mitochondrial fission
Cellular component (GO): mitochondrion
Source: RefSeq, a predicted model, not a curated record
CAAGAGAUAGAGCGGCAAUUUAAGUUCUAUUGAUCUGUAACCACAUUUUUUAUUGGUUAGGUUGUGUUUUCGGGUUUGAACAACAAUUGGGAGGUUCGUUGUUGAGGAAUUACGAUGAAGGAGGCUAAGGAAAUCGACAUUUACAGGGAUACGAGCCUGAGGUAUUUGGGAUACACUAAUGAAGUUGGUGAAGCGUUUAGAAGUCUCAUCCCGAAAUCUAUCGUAUGGCUGAGUUACGCGAUUGCGAGUGGUUACGUUCUGGCUGAUACGAUACAUAAAGGAUCCAGAGAGUAUUCGAAAGAAACUGGGGAAGGAAAGAAUAAACGAGUAUUACUAUCAGCAACAGACACUCUCAUCUGGCAAAGUUUUGCUUCUGUGAUAAUUCCAGGUCUCGUGAUAAACCGAAUUUGUGCUGGUGUUCGAUUUUUGCAAAAACCUGCCACGAGUGCUGUAAUGAGGAGCCCUUGGGUCACUACUGCAGUUGGACUUGCUUCAAUUCCAUUAAUUAUUAGACCAAUCGAUCGAGGCGUUGAGGAUGCAAUGGACGUGACCUUCAGACAGUGGAUUGGAUACCAUCCUCAUGAAAAUAGAGAGGAUUGACGAUUGUAGAUUGAAUUAGGAUGUUAUUGUUCAAGACAUGAAAGUUAUUAGCAAAUAGCACAAAUUAUUUUAUAAGGGCCAUUCAAAUAUUACGUCACCCAUUGCUUCAACAUUUUAGACCUCCUUGCCCCCCCCCCCCCCCCCCCCNCCCCCCCCC